AUGAGCUACACCGAACCACUGUGGGAGAUUAAUGGAAAUCAAGCACCAGUGAUUACAGCAGACAUGUCGCAAUACGUCAGCGGCGAACUCGGCGGCUACCCUAUGUGGGACAGUUCUGUUCUAUACCAAGCACCACCGCCCUCGCACUCCCAUGUGAGUGAUCACGGAUUAUACAGACAACCCUGUGCAUUAUUGCAUCAAAGUCGAUAUACGCCUAACGGGAGAUCUCCGAAUCUUCCAUCAUCCACAACAAAGAAACCGAGGCGUCGGGUAGCAACUGUUUCUCAGAGAAGAGCCGCAAAUAUUCGCGAGAGACGUAGAAUGUUCAACUUGAACGAAGCGUUCGACAAACUUCGUAGAAAAGUACCAACAUUCGCAUACGAGAAACGAUUGUCAAGGAUCGAAACUCUACGUUUGGCGAUCACCUACAUUGCGUUCAUGGGGGAACUGCUUGGAAUCGAACCGGACAGUCCAAAGCCAGAAUACAUUCCACGGGAAUAUUAUUUGCCAAAUUGA
This is a messenger RNA of Dufourea novaeangliae, 516 nucleotides long. RefSeq names its product protein Fer3 (gene Fer3). The transcript has 4 exons. Bases 1 to 516 code for a protein of 171 amino acids. Gene Ontology annotation, molecular function: RNA polymerase II transcription regulatory region sequence-specific DNA binding; protein dimerization activity; DNA-binding transcription factor activity, RNA polymerase II-specific. Gene Ontology annotation, biological process: regulation of transcription by RNA polymerase II; developmental process. NCBI's taxonomy places the organism in Eukaryota, Metazoa, Arthropoda, Insecta, Hymenoptera, Halictidae. The record is from RefSeq and is a predicted model, not a curated record.